GAGCUUCCGCUUCCGUCUUGUGUACUUCCGGAAGGAAUAUCGUCAACAAGCGUUAGCUAAAAGACUUUUAACCUCGACUUGCAGUCGUUAGAUGAGCAGUGAUGGGGAAGUCUUUUGCGAAUUUUAUGUGUAAAAAGGAUUUCCAUCCUGCGUCGAAGUCUAAUAUCAAAAAGGUAUGGAUACAAGAGCAGAAGUUGACUUUCGAGAAGCGAAAGCAGGAGGACCUGAUGCAGGCGUACCUGAAGGAGCAGGACACAUACAACAACAGAGUGUUGAUGGGGGAUGACCGUGUUAAAAAUGGCCUCAAUUUCAUGUAUGAGGCUCCACCGGGAGCAAAGAAAGAAGAGAAGGCAGAGGAGGGAGGAGCAGGAGGAGAAGAAGACUAUAAAUUUGAAUGGCAGAAGGGGGCUCCAAGAGAAAAAUAUGCAAAGGACGACAUGAAUAUCAGAGAUCAGCCCUUUGGAAUCCAGGUGCGCAACGUGCGCUGCAUCAAAUGUCACAAGUGGGGCCAUGUCAACACGGACAGAGAAUGCCCUCUGUUUGGACUGUCAGGCAUCAACGCCAGCUCUAUGGCGAUGGAGGAGGGGGCAGGUCCGUCGAUGCACCCCUCUGCGCUAAUGGCGGAGAUGCGUAACAGUGGGUUUGCCCUGAAGAAAUGUGUCCUUGAUCGGAAUGCCACCGCUUGUGAUCCAGUGCAGGACUUUGUCGCAAGUGAUCAAGAAGAAGAUCCAGAGGUGGAAUUUUUAAAAUCCCUAUCAACUAAACAAAAACGGAAACUCCUCAGGAAGCUGGAUCGUCUGGAAAAGCAAAAGUCCAAGAAGAAGAAGAGUAAAAAAGAAAAGAAGAAGAGCAAGAAGAAGCAGAAGAAGAAGCGCGACAGCAGUGACAGUUCCAGCAGCAGCAGCAGCAGCGACUCAUCCCACGGCUCCAGCGACUCCGACUCGGACAACCGCGACAACUUGAAGAGCCAGAAGGGAAACAGGAGCAAGAAGAAGGCGGCGUCCCACAGGGAUGAAAGCUCCGAGAGGCGAGACAAGAGUCACAGAAAGUCUUCUCGCAGGAGUCGAUCGGCGAGCCCUCACACAUCAUCACGCAAGCGGCCUCAAGCGGCAUCUGGAGAACAUCAACAAACACGGGGCGAGAGAGGAAGGAGUCCAGAGAGCAAGAAGAAGGCGCCAGACAGAAGUCAGGACAGAAAGCGAGAUCGGAGCAGGAGCGACCAGCGAAGCAGGGAGCGGCAUCACAGAGCAGAUGCCGACGGGAGGCGAGGAAGGACGGCGGAUGAGAGGAGUAGAAGCAGGGAGCGAGCAGGAAGUGGACGAAGCCACGACAGGACCCAAAGAAAACACUAACUGCUUUUUCCCUUAAAUCUCAGUUGAUUUUUUUUUCUUUUAAAAGUCUCUCAAGUGGUGUUCAAUCACCCUUGUUGAGCGGCAUGCAUGUCUUUUUAUCGCCAGUAGAGGGCGUCAGUGGACAAAGUAUUUAACCCAAAACACCAUCGGCAGCAAUCUGAAGCCUUGAGCCGCUCAAAGAAAACAUUUCGAUGGACAUUUCGAGAAAAAACCUUUCAGCUCCAGUCGUCAUGUGUGUAUAUAUGUAUACAGUAUGUAUACGCAUAAUAAACAAAAUACCUAAGCUUUCA
Messenger RNA from Doryrhamphus excisus (bluestripe pipefish), 1642 nucleotides. It is a transcript of the gene cirsr, whose product is annotated as corepressor of RBPJ and splicing regulator. NCBI's taxonomy places the organism in Eukaryota, Metazoa, Chordata, Actinopteri, Syngnathiformes, Syngnathidae. Gene Ontology annotation, cellular component: nucleus. Gene Ontology annotation, molecular function: transcription corepressor activity. Gene Ontology annotation, biological process: negative regulation of DNA-templated transcription. The record is from RefSeq and is a predicted model, not a curated record.